Macroventuria anomochaeta is the source of this 872-nucleotide messenger RNA. RefSeq lists its product as uncharacterized. Bases 1 to 471 code for a protein of 156 amino acids. The record is from RefSeq and is a predicted model, not a curated record. Lineage: Eukaryota; Fungi; Ascomycota; Dothideomycetes; Pleosporales; Didymellaceae. The transcript is spliced from 3 exons.
AUGUCCCUCAAAGCCAGUAUCGAAAUCGCCGCGCCUCCAUCUGCGGUCCGCGCAAAAUUCCUAGACUUCACCAGUCUACCCUCCUACACACGCGCUUUCGAAUCCAUAACCUCCCCCAAACCCGGCACAGAGCUGGUGAAGGGCGAUAAAGUCAGCGUGAAACUCGCGAAUUCUCCCGCGUUUUCGGGAGUUAUCGAGACAAAUACACCCACCCACUUCUCAUGGACGGGGUCUCUCCCCUUCAUCUUCACCGGCACACACUCUUUCUACUUCUCCCCCUCUGAUACGACUCCAAACGGGACGACGUUUACCCAGGAAGAGUUCUUCUCGGGUGUGUUGGGGUACGCACUGAUGGGGGAUAAUGUCGUAGGGAGGGCGGUGGGGAUGAAGGAGAAGACACAGAAGGGGUGGAUAAGGUUUAACGAGGAUUUGAAGAGGGUGCUUGAGGGGGAGGUUGGUGGGAAGCAGUAAGAAGCUGGCGGCAAGGAACAGGGCGUAGAGCUGUCAAGAUCGGAGGCUUUAUGCCGUUUCUUGGUGUUUUCUCUUGUUCGUCGGGUUAGAGUGAUCCCACCGCAUAGGCUGGAUGAUAGUAACGACCGACAACGUCAGUCCAAGCUUUACCGGUUAUGGAUAGCAGAUAUGCAGCUACUUCGUAUGACAGUGAAUUGAAUAUGUCCCCACCCGAUGGGUAGAUUGGUGCUAUUGGGGAUAUGAAGAGGGUGGAGGGGAGAAAGGCUACUGUUAAGGGCGCGCAGUAUAGCUUGAAGAGAUGUUCGACACGGCGGGAUGGCGUGGAAGUGGGUCCAGUUGAAAGGUGGGCGAGUUGAUGUGUAUCUAUUUCAGUGGAAUAGGCAAUGUGAACCAUCAUGCUG